AUGCUCACUGCCGCCCCGCUCGCUGCUGCCAUCCUCGCUUCCGCAACAGGAGCCACCGCCACCUAUAGCCUCAUGAAGGAGUUUUCCGGAGAUACCUUCUUCGAUGACUGGGGAUUCUACGGGAACUACGACAACCUCACGAACGGCGAUGUUACUUUCGUGACCAAGGCGAACGCUACCUCGGAGAAGCUUGCGUACGUCAACGACGCUGGCAAGGCGAUCAUCACGGUCGACAACACCACAUCAGUUGUCUACAACUACAAGCGUGAUUCGGUUCGCAUCGCUACUGUGGACUACUACCCGGUUGGAUCGGUCAUCGUCUUUGACGUGACCCACCUGCCAUAUGGCUGUUCCGUAUGGCCGGCGUUCUGGACGAAGGGCAUCAACUGGCCUGCGGGUGGAGAGAUUGACAUCGUCGAGGGCGUCAACCUGAUGACUGCCAACCAGAUGGCCCUCCACUCUGACAGCGGCUGCAGCUCUUCGUCAUCCGCCACGAUGUCCGGUACUGUCGGCUCCGUGACUGAUUGUUCGAACGCUUCUGGGUGCAUUAUCGAGGAAUCGCAGUCGAGCAGUUAUGGAGAGGCGUUCGCUAACGCCGGCGGAGGCGUCUGGGCGACCGAGUACUCGACGGACGGUAUCAAGAUCUGGUUCUGGAGUCGCGACAAUGUCCCCACCACUAUCUCGGCCGCUGGCUCUUCGAUCGACACUUCGUCUUGGGGCACUCCCUCCGCUAACUGGCCCGCUUCGUCUUGCAACGUCAGCGAGUACUUCUCUGGCCAGCAACUAAUCCUCGACAUCACUCUCUGUGGUGACUGGGCCGGCUCUGCAUCCGUCUACAAAGCCACCUGUGGUGGCGACGGCUCCGCGACGGCGUGCUACAUCAACAACGUCAUCAACACGCCCACCAACUACACGAACGCGUACUUCGAGAUCAACUACAUCAAGAUCUUCUCGAGCUCCGAGGUGGUCCUCACCCCGACCGUCUCCGGUUCGUCGACGAUCCUCGUCACCGAGUCCGCGACCGCGACGUCGAGCUCGUCCUCAGCCUUGUCCAACGACGACAGCGCUGCGCCAUCAUACGCGCGCGCGUAUGCGGCGUUUAUCGAGGCGACGAUUCUCAGUGGGGCGUCGUGGCUCUUGUUGUGA
Molecule: messenger RNA, 1146 nt
Organism: Epithele typhae
Lineage: Eukaryota; Fungi; Basidiomycota; Agaricomycetes; Polyporales; Epitheliaceae
Product: concanavalin A-like lectin/glucanase domain-containing protein
Exons: 7
Coding region: 1-1146 (381 amino acids)
Biological process (GO): glucan catabolic process
Molecular function (GO): hydrolase activity, hydrolyzing O-glycosyl compounds
Source: RefSeq, a predicted model, not a curated record